Molecule: messenger RNA, 5034 nt
Organism: Terrapene triunguis (Three-toed box turtle)
Lineage: Eukaryota; Metazoa; Chordata; Testudines; Emydidae
Gene: GALNT14
Product: polypeptide N-acetylgalactosaminyltransferase 14
Exons: 15
Coding region: 41-1696 (551 amino acids)
Cellular component (GO): Golgi apparatus
Source: RefSeq, a predicted model, not a curated record
CUCUGCCCCGCGCCUCGCCGCCAGGCGGGACUUUUGAGCGAUGAGACGGCCGAGUCGCCGGCUGGCUUUGUCUCUCUUGGGGAUCCUGUGGAUCGCUGCUCUCCUCUUCUUCUUGGGGGCGAGGAGGAGACUGGAGGUGGCAGGACCCGAAGGGCAGACGCCAAAGGGCUCAGAUGUCGACUGGGAUGACCUCUGGGAUCAGUUUGAAGAGAGAAGGUACCUGAAUGCCCGGAAAUGGAAGGGCGGAGAGGACCCAUACCGCCUCUAUGCCUUUAACCAGCGGGAGAGUGAGAGGAUUCCCAGUGACCGUGCCAUCCGCGACACCAGGCAUUACAGAUGUACAACUUUGCACUAUCGUCCAGAUCUGCCGUCAACAAGUAUCAUCAUCACCUUCCACAAUGAAGCCAGGUCCACCCUGUUAAGAACUAUCAGAAGUGUUUUAAACCGCACCCCUGUGCACCUGGUCCAUGAAAUCAUAUUAGUGGAUGACUUCAGCGAUGAUCCUGACGACUGCCGUUUACUGGGCAAGUUACCCAAGGUGAAAUGCUUGCGCAACAGGCAACGAGAAGGUUUGAUCCGGUCCCGAAUCCGAGGGGCAGACAUGGCACAGGCAGGAGUCCUGACCUUCCUAGACAGUCACUGUGAGGUGAAUAAAGACUGGCUGCUGCCUCUCCUGCAGAGGAUCAAAGAGGAUCCAACCCGCGUGGUCAGUCCAGUUAUCGACAUCAUCAACUUGGACACUUUUGCCUACGUGGCCGCUUCCUCGGACCUGAGAGGAGGGUUUGAUUGGAGUCUACAUUUCAAAUGGGAACAGCUUUCCCCAGAGCAGAAAGCCAAACGAAUUGAUCCUACAGAACCCAUUAAGACUCCGAUCAUUGCAGGGGGGCUCUUUGUGAUCGACAAAGCCUGGUUCAACCACCUGGGGAAGUACGACACUGCCAUGGAUAUCUGGGGUGGGGAGAACUUUGAAAUCUCCUUCCGUGUGUGGAUGUGCGGAGGGAGCCUGGAAAUUAUCCCCUGCAGCCGGGUUGGACACGUGUUCCGGAAGAAACACCCCUAUGUCUUUCCAGAGGGAAACGCCAACACCUAUAUAAAAAAUACCAAGCGCACAGCCGAAGUGUGGAUGGAUGAGUUCAAACAAUACUACUAUGCUGCCCGGCCUGCAGCACAAGGGAGACCUUACGGAGACAUCCAGAGCAGACUGGAACUGAGGAAGAGCUUGAAAUGCCAGACCUUCAAGUGGUACCUGGAAAAUGUUUAUCCAGAACUUAGGAUUCCUAAGGAAUCACUGUAUCAGUCUGGAAUGAUCCGGCAGAGACAGAGGUGUCUGGAGUCCCAGAAGUCUGAAGAUCAGGAGUUCCCCGUCCUCAGCUUAAAUCCCUGCAUCAGCAGCAAAGGUGUGGCAGCAGUGGCACAGGAAUGGACGUACACAUACAACCAUCAGGUCCGCCAGCAGCAGCUCUGCUUGUCAGUGCACACCCUCUUCCCGGGCUCCCAAGUGCUGCUGUCACCCUGCAAAGAAAGUGACGGCAAACAGCGAUGGGGUAAAGUUGGUUCUCAUAUUGAGCACAUGGCCUCGCGCUUCUGCCUGGACACUGAAAUGAUGGGGGACACCAACGAGAGCACCAGAGAGCUCGUCAUCAACCCUUGUGAGAGCACAGCCAUGAGUCAGCGCUGGGACAUGGUGAUGUCCUGACCGCCUAUGGCAGUCAUCGAGCAAAACCAGCCACGAGAGCUUCAUCGGAAGCAGCCAUGGCACACAGCAGAGGCUGUUGGGAACUCAACAGCAAAACCAUUGGGCGCCCUUGUUCAUUGUGAGGUGGGAGCAGGAGUAAAAAAGGGUUAGGCGGCGGAGCUCCAGGUUGAAGAAGGGAUGUCAGCUGUGACCUGCAGUUAGUGGCCAGUUGGAGUGAUAGAGUUAAUGAGUACACACAACCAAUCCCUAAAUGUCUUUCAAUAACACUGAGUCCUGGCUGAGGCCUGAGGACGGCCCUACUGAAAUACGGUGUGUACAGUAUUUAUUGUUUUACUGCAAAGAUGGAAACUUUGGUAGAAGAGCCUUGGAGAGAAAGUGGAGACCUGGACACAAUGAGACACGUGCCUAGUUGGCCGCAUGGGUGGCGGGGAGGCUGGUGGGUGGGGGAAGGAGAUGCUAAAGGGAGAUAAAAAUGGUUGCCUGGGGGACGAGCGGAAAAUGCCAAGUAAUCUUUGCACUUUUCAUGAAUGUGAAUGAGCUUGACUUCUGCAGGCAGCUAGAAUGAAGCUAUAUUGCACGAUCCUGUUUGUAUAUAGUCUGUACACAUGGCGUACAGAGAGCCCAUGCUGUCAUCUGAUGCAUGACACCAGAAUUAAGAUGACGGGGGGGUUUGCACCGCUCUCUGCUCUCCAGGCAUGGAACCCAGCAAACCAUGCCGUGGGGGCCAAAUAUCUGAGCGCCCUAAAUCUACAAAUCUUUCUGACAACAUGAGGGGAGCAAUAACACUGUUACUUCUUCUGUCUGAAUGGCCCAGGCAAGCCAAGAUCAUUGAGUAUUCCCCAUUAACCUCAAUACAUGUCUCGUGUUUCACAUCUGGCGUAACUCAAAUGUCCACACAUCACCCAAGUACUAUUUUGCUAUUUGAAGGUAAUUGUGCCAUAUUUGCGUUUUCCAAUCUGCUUAAUACAAAAGCUGGUGCUAGCAUAAGACCCUGGGGCCUGAGGGGAUGGGGCUUCUUUCUGCAUGGUACAGAUGCAGGUGGGAGUCACGCAGAGGGCUUUUGUAGAGAGCAGGAGAGGGGAAAACCACCCCAAUGCUGUUGCUGCCUCCCAGAAUGUGAGUGUGGAAGGAAGGAUUUGGGAUUCCCCCAGCUGCAUCACUGAGCAGGAAGCCGCAGCUCAGGAGAUCCCUGAGGGUUCUCUCUCCCCUGUGGCCAUUAGUGCUCAUGGGUAUGGUAGAGGUGACAUGUUUAGGUUCCAGGAAGCAGGCAUUGGCCAGAGGUAAAAUGCCAACAUAAUGGUUGUGGGGGGUGAGGGGAUUCAGUGGGAGAGGGAAGUGGAGACCCCAGGAUGUGAAGUUGAGGGGAAACAGUCCUUUCUGAGCCAGUCUUCAGGUUAGGUCCCAGCAUAGCAAAAGAGGAUGGGGGAGUAGGACUUUCCAACAGCAUAGGACUCACCAAGUCAUUCCACAUAGGCCCCCGCACAGAUGUCUUCUGAGAACAAACGCUGGAUGGGAUUUUCAAAAAGGUCUAAGUGACUUGAAAGUCAAUGAGAUUUGUGCUCCUGAAUCACAUAAGCUCCUACAAAAGUCCCAUCCUCUGUGCCGGCUUCAAACCUGUGACCUGGAGGUGAAGCACCCCAUUAUCCACUUUGCCCAGCCCACCUUCUUGGAUAUAGUGCUAGGGAUAGGAUUUCUCUGCACUAGCUUCUCCCAUGCGUGCCUGGAGGGAGUCAUGCAUGUAAAUCAUCUGAGCAUCAAGCGCAGCACCAGCAUAUCUCUUGUUAUUUACACAUGGUCCCAGGGUAUAUAUGCUUUUCCAUCUGCUGCAGACUAGGUUACUAAUCAAACACGCCAUCAUGGGGUGAACCUCAAGGACUUGAAUUGUGAAAGGGUUCAAGGAAGCCGUCAUUUCACAGCAGUGCAUUGCACCAUUUUCAUUGCUUAGCUUUCCGAUGGGAAACAAUACAAUUAAAAAUAGAACCGGGGAAAAAAGAAAACCCAAUUCACAAAGCUGUCAAUGCCCUUGCUGGUUACCUUAUUUAAUUGAGCCAGUGACUAUCGUAACUGUUUUUCCCGCUGCAAAUGACAGGUAGGCUGUAAUAAUUCACCGUCUAAUAGUGAUGGGAGGGGCCCAGAGGCGAAGCAGCCCUCAAAUGCUUGGGUUUUACCUUGAACCCACCUGUGUCGUGUUUGCAGUGUGAUACCUUGAUGCUGCAUCGUUUCUGCUCCCUGCAAAAUAAGCAGACAAAAUGCUGCCUUUGCCUUUUUUGGUAAGAACUGCUGCUGCUCUCCAGCGUUCUCCAGGCAAUCGAUUUACAGCUUGGCUGUGGGUUCUAAAUCUGGAGUUCUCUGCUUUAGCAGGUUUGCUCCCGCCCAGAACUGGGUGAAGAAACUAUUGUGCAUCUAACAAAUCAUUUUCCACCGUGGGUUCAAAACAUCCAUGUUGCUGAUGGCCAAAACCAGUGUUUUGGACAACAAACCCUGUUUUUCACCUUAGCAGAAAAUCAAAGUGCUACCUCACUGCACAUGUGUACACGUGCAUUUGUGUAUGUGUAUAUAUGUGUGUUAGUGUACGUGUGUCCAUUUACGUGUAGGUACAUAUGUGUGUGUGCAUCUGCAUUUGUGUAUAGAUGUGAAGUGUAGGUGCAUUUGCAUUUAUGUAUAGGUGUGUAGAUGUACGUUAGAAGAAGCUCUUGGUUCAAAUUCACUUCACUUCCCUGAUAUGGUGAGGUAGAUCUGAAUACUAUUCCAGGGGCCUAACCCUCUGGGCCAAAUCAGGUCUGUAGAAGGCUCUAAUUGCAGUGCAAUUGCUGUGAGAUGGCUGGGGGCAGGCGACAGAGCAUAAAGAUAGGGUCUGCAUCCCCUGUGACUGUGGAGCUGUGCCACACAGGUGCUCCAUCAGGCUCCAGUGAGGAGGCUUGGCACAGAGAAGCUGGAUGUAGGUGUGGAAUUGCAACAACGCAUCAGCCAGCCCUCCACCCACCUAGUGUCGGCACAGCAGCUGCAAAGUAUAUUGCAGUCCUGAGGCUGCAGAAGCCACCACAGAGCAGCCUGGAGGGAUGAGUCCAUCCCCCACAUCCACCAUGCAGCCCUUUAUCUGAAGCCUGUUUCGUGGCCCAGAGCGCGAGAUCAGCCCUCUGAUCAGCAGUAUAUUUAGAGCAAUGUCACCACGACUCCCAUGAAACUCAGUAUGAGCAGUCAUGCAACUCUCCAGCACUUUGCAAAUGUUCUCUCUCAUGAAAAGCCUUGCUUUGGGUGUCAGUAGAAAAGCAAGUGUUGGUGAAAUCCAACUCUACCCCACAGGUUUAAUUACCUUAUUAAAAUAUUCUGGCUACUGA